CCCACUGUUUUUACAAAGGAAUUUUUUUUUUUUUUUUGGUGUUCUUUUUUUUUUUCAUAUAAAAAUCCAAUGAGCUUUCGCUGGAAAAAUUUUCCAUUACUUAUUCUUCUACAAUCUUUAACCGGUAUAUCGACACCAUCAGUAACUGUUCCCCCAGGAAGUAGAUACUGGUGCUUUCAGUAUACUAAAAGACCUAUUCUAAAUGAUGACCUGAGUGCAUUUGGCUCGAGACUUUUUGUCGAUGUGGAAAAACCCACGCUACCUUACUAUUAUUGUCUGAAAAGAACAAGGUCUUUUAUGUUAAAGAUGUAUCGUGUAAAAUGUUAAAUCAUUUCGUAAGAUUCUUCGGGUACUACCUGCGUAUAAUGGCAUAACGUUAACUGAAUGUUGUACUAAUUACAUUUACAAAGACCUUAGUCGA
Messenger RNA from Hyphopichia burtonii NRRL Y-1933, 421 nucleotides. RefSeq lists its product as uncharacterized. The record is from RefSeq and is a predicted model, not a curated record. Lineage: Eukaryota; Fungi; Ascomycota; Pichiomycetes; Serinales; Debaryomycetaceae. The transcript has a single exon. The coding region runs from base 70 to 327 and encodes 85 amino acids.